ACAGUCACUGCAACAAAAAAAGCCAGUCUUCACAACGCCACCUUCCACUGUGCUAUCUCUGAGUGGAAAGCGCGUAGAUUACUGGAUGUGGCUCAAUUACUGUGAAGGUAGACGAGCUUCGGUUUUUUCCCUCUUUUGACAGAAAGAAGCGACGAACACCUCCGAGGACGGAAAAAAACAGCCUGUUCAACGUCGUUCAACUGAAGCUUUGAAAACUUAACCGCGUCGGUUUGAUAUGUUACAUUUCCUCUUGUGAAAUACAAUCAUACUCUCGCUUCGUCUGUCACUGUCAACCGACCAAACCGUCUGUGGUCCUAAUAUCAGUUUAGCAGUCGUGAAUUUUAAAUGUUUUAGCUUUACGGGCAGUUUCUCUAUCGUGAGCACUCAGCGACUUUUCAGUUGCUGAACACCAAAAACAGAAAAAACGGCUUCAGCACUGAGGUAGCAGAGGAGGAGGAAAGUCCCCCGAAACACAUUUGGAAAUGGAGUCGACCAAAGCUGGAGGCGUAAUAGCCUACAUCAGCUCAUCCAGCUCUUCUUCCAGCCCGGAGUCCUGCCACAGCGACUCCUCCAAUGGCAGCUACCAGUCAUCCUCCCCGCCCCACGGCUCCUCAUCCACCCGCCGUCAGCUGGGUCAGCCGGCUAACCCCGCACUGCCCGCCGGGGGCCAAAACCCGUCCGGGACUCAGAAAAGUGGACGAUCAUCCUCCACUGCAAAAUGUGGUAUCACAAAAAUCAACGGCCUGGUGCUGCUGUGUAAGGUGUGCGGCGACGUGGCCUCUGGCUUCCACUACGGCGUCCACGCCUGUGAGGGCUGUAAGGGCUUCUUCAGGAGGAGUAUCCAGCAGAACAUCCAGUACAAGAAGUGCCUUAAGAACGAGAGCUGCCCCAUCAUGAGGAUUAACAGGAACCGCUGCCAGCAGUGCCGCUUUAAGAAAUGCCUGAUGGUGGGGAUGUCUAGAGACUCUGUGCGUUUUGGCCGCAUCCCCAAGCGUGAGAAACAGCGCAUGCUGCUGGAGAUGCAGAGUGCCAUGAACAACAUGAUGAACAACAGCCAGAUGCACAGCAGCCAGGAGCUGCCCAUUGCCAAACCGCUGCCAACCUGCGCCACCCAACCUACCUCAGGGGACACCGGCCCCACCCCCUCCUCUUCUCCAUCGUCCUCACUAUGCUCCAGCCAAUCAGACUCCAGCUCUGACCCUCAACUGACUGUGGCCAUGGACACCAGCCCCAGCUCAUCCUCUCCCAAUGCUUCAGACAGCGGGGAGGAAGAGGUGAUUGGCUCGGUGACCAGAGCCCACCAGGAGACCUUCAUGUACAACCAGGAGCAGAGCAGCCUGACAGGCGAGGCCCCGCCCCCCUCAGGCCUGCAGAACAGUGGUGCCGCCAAAAACACCACCAGCCACCGGAUUGAGGAGCGACAGGAUGCCUGGAACCACCACAACAACCUGGUCACUAUGACAACCCAAGACCCCCCUUCCAGCCUGGGCCCUCAGGGUCCAGAGGUCAGCAGCAGCAGCAGCCACUGCCCCUUUAGACUGUCCAGGAGCGCUGCCAGCAGCCAUUGUCCCGCCUACGCUCACGGAGCCUUCAGAGCUCCGUCCACAGAGGGCCCCGCCAACGGAGCCUACAGUGGGCCCCUGUGGAGAGGAGGCAACAGGAUGCAUCUGGUUUGUCCCAUGAACACAUCUCCUCAAGUGGACCCUCAGAAGUCUGGCCACGAGGUUUGGGAGGAGUUCUCCCACAGCUUCACCCCUGCUGUCAGGGAGGUGGUGGAGUUUGCCAAGAAGAUCCCAGGCUUCAGAGACCUGUCCCAGCCAGACCAGGUCAGCCUGCUGAAGGCCGGCACCUUUGAGGUGCUGGUGGUUCGUUUCGCCUCGCUGUUCGAUGUGAAAGACCGCACUGUCACCUUCCUGGGUGGGAAGAAGUACAGCAUGGACACCCUGAGGGCCAUGGGUGCCGGGGACCUCCUCAACUCCAUGUUUGACUUUAGCGAGAAGCUCAUCAACCUCGGCCUCAGCGAAGAGGAGAUGAGCCUCUUCACUGCAGUGGUCCUGGUCUCUGCAGAUCGUUCUGGCAUCGAGAACGUGAACUCGGUGGAGGCCCUGCAGGAGACGCUGAUCCGCGCCCUGCGAAGCCUCAUCACCAAGAACCAUCCCAACGAGUCAGCCAUCUUCACCAAACUGCUGCUCAAACUGCCCGACCUGCGCUCCCUCAACAACAUGCACUCUGAGGAGCUGCUGGCCUUCAAGGUCCAUUCCUGAAGUCAUACUUGACCCCCCCCCCCCCCCCAAACACAAACACAAACUGAAACGCCAGUAAGCGGACGUGGACCACUGUCUCCCCAUACCUCCUACUCAACCACAACCACACCUCCACACUUCUCCCGACGGUUCUUUUCCUUCUGUCUAUAACUUGAACUGAAAGCUCAAAGCUUUCAUUGAAAAAGGGGGAAGACGACCAUAAAAAUGUCCUUGUACUGUACUGUAGGGCGUAACAGCCUGUGUGAUGGUAAUGCAUACAUACAGACACACUGAGUGAUGUAUAUGUUUCUUGUGUUUGUGUGUAGCAGACUGUACCUUAGCAACUGUACAAAUGUUAGAAGCACUUUUCUGUAUAGUGUAGACUGGUAUUUUUGCAUUCAUAGUGCAAUAUGUGACUGCUUUUUGAUUUGAGCUGUAUAGUGAGGAGUCAAGAAACUUAUGGCAGACAUUUAAUCAUUUUGAAUAGGUGCUGUGUUCACGUGAUAAGGGGGAGUUGUAAACCUGAAACCCCGUGGACACCGAAUGAGUGAUGAGGAGAAUCCUCUUUAAAAACAAACAAAACUUUUUAAAAAUGCAGACGACAAUGAGAGGAAUGUGGAAGAGUUCCAGCUUCCCAGCGUGGUCGGAAAAAUCACGAGAAUGUCUGUUUGUUUUCGAAUGAAUCCAGAGAGCAAAAGAAGACGAUCCUUUUAUUUCAGGCUUUACACAGAGUUGUGUACGUGCUAUGCUGUGGGGUUUUUUUCUUUUUCUUUUUUUGUCAAUUUCGUGUGAUUUUUUUUUUCUAAAUUAUUCGGGCAUUGUGACAAAUCAAAUGUAUUCAGUGUCACUCUUAAUUGCUAUAUCCGAUUUCCACACAUGGAUCUGUGGAAACGGAGAAAACACUGAACCACUGAAGUUUUGGACUUGUUUCAGCAUCUUGAAGAUGCAUUGUCACUCUCAUAUUUUACUUAAAGAAAAAAAAAAAGUCUUCUGUCCUGCCUGUCCCAGGUCGUGUCGAGACACUUGGUGUUGCUGUCGGACGCCGAACGGCAGAGAAGCGUUGCUUUGGGUGUCGACUCGCAGACACCAGCAACUCCCACCUGCUUCUAUAGACUUUUUUUUUUUCAUUUGUUUGACAAACUGUACAGAUUUUAGUUGACUAUAGUUAAACUGAAUAGUUAGGAUUACCACAUAAAAAAAUAUGAUUGUAUUAUUACUGAAGCGAUUGUAAUUUAAAGAAUAAGCUGAGUCAAGGUGACAGCCGAGUUGCUGACGUUCAGAUAUUUUUGCGACGCCAUCUUUUUGUUCCAUUCGUUCCCCAUCAAUGAAUUCAGAAUGUCUCGCCUUGAAUAUCCAGAGCUUCUGUCAUUGUGUUAACAUUGCUGACAUGUGGUUCUGUUCUCCUCUGUGAAAGGAUUGCAGUAUGCAUAGAUUUCUAUAUAAGUAUAUACAUAUUAUCAUACAUACAUUACUGUAUAGAUGAAUAUAUCUAUAUAAAUACAUUUUAUAAAUGCAGUUCUCUUGCUGAUGUGGUUAUUUCAUGUGUCUGUCUUUGAAUUAAGCAAAAUCAACUGUUAGUUUUUGCAUGGGAACAUUUUGAAGGCACGUAAUAUGAAAAUCAAAGAACAUAAGAAAAGUUAAGAAACUAUAAUUGAGCAUUAAAGGACAAAGCUUUAUCUCCGAA
Molecule: messenger RNA, 3927 nt
Organism: Scomber scombrus (Atlantic mackerel)
Lineage: Eukaryota; Metazoa; Chordata; Actinopteri; Scombriformes; Scombridae
Gene: nr1d2b
Product: nuclear receptor subfamily 1, group D, member 2b
Exons: 8
Coding region: 483-2264 (593 amino acids)
Biological process (GO): cell differentiation; positive regulation of transcription by RNA polymerase II; hormone-mediated signaling pathway
Molecular function (GO): nuclear receptor activity; zinc ion binding; RNA polymerase II cis-regulatory region sequence-specific DNA binding
Source: RefSeq, a predicted model, not a curated record